UCCAUUUUUCAAAGCAACAUGGGGCAACACCUCACAAAUGAGGAAGGGGAACCAAUUGAAAUUGAUGUGGCCGAAUUGCAGGAGUGGUAUAAGAAGUUUGUAAUGGAAUGCCCAAGUGGGACACUCUUCAAGCAUGAAUUCAGACGAUUCUUUGGGGUUCAGAAUAAUGAAGAAGCAUCGGACUAUGUGGAAAGCAUGUUCAAAGCUUUCGAUAAGAAUGGGGAUAACACCAUUGACUUCCUAGAAUAUGUGGCUGCUUUGAAUCUGGUGUUGCGAGGGAAACUGGAACACAAAUUGAAAUGGACAUUCAAAAUAUAUGAUAAAGAUGGAAAUGGCUGCAUAGAGAGACCUGAACUCCUAGAAAUAAUUGAAGCUAUAUAUAGCAUUAAGGAAGCAUACAAGUCUGAAGAAGAAAGAGCUGUUCCUGGUCUUACCCCAGAAGAGGUUGUGGAAAGAAUAUUUCAACUCGUAGAUGAGAAUGGAGAUGGACAUUUAUCUUUGGACGAAUUCCUAGAUGGAGCACGAAGAGAUAAGUGGGUAAUGAAGAUGCUACAGAUCAAUGUAAGCCCAGGUGGAUGGCUUGCCAAUCAGAAAAGAAAAACUUCAGAGGCCUAAUCAUUGCUUGUAUUAUUUCAAAAGUGUAAUGAGAAAGAAAAGUAUUCCUUGUCCUUCAUUCUGUUUUUCCUUGAUAGCAGCAGGCUGAGCUCUAGGGGGAAAAACAAUAUAAUGCUGCUUUUUAAAUUAUUCUGCUGUUCAUCUAGGCCACUGCCAUGGAACAAUUGCUAUGUCAUGGUAAUUUGCGGGGAAAAAUUAAAAACCCACCUGAAAUGUAGGGAUGAUGACUAUUUGGGUGGCUAUAGCUGAUUUUAGGCUAUUGACAGUGUUGGCAAAAGAUCCAACUCACAACUCAGGAUACUAGCAACUACCUCAUAUUGCUUACUUCUUACCCCAGACUUAGUUAUCAGAAAAAGAUGACAUGCUUAAAAAUAAUGCCUGGCCUAUAUAUUUCACACAGCAAGUGGUAUCAUAUGAUCAAAUGUUCUGUCAAACAGGUCCAUAUAUAGCUAAAAUUAGCACAUCAGGAAAAAGCUAAAGUUUUGUAAUCUUAUGGGGAGAAGCAAAUAAUCCAGUGGUGAGGGUUUGCAAACUAUCUGGUUUGCACAAUAUAUUGACUUAUAAACAAGUGAGAUAUACUGUAGCUUAUCAUUUAGAGCAAACUCAACCAUUCAAUGUGAAUGUAGCCCAAAACAGCAUCAGUAGAUACAAUUGACAUUCUCUUCAGCACGCUGAUUUUUGUAGAUGAUCCAUGGAAUGGGUGAAAUUCUCCGCAGAAAAAUGCAAAAAUCAUUUGGAGUAUUGAAAUAAUUUGAUUUCAGUGAACUAAGGUCUCUCAGCAGCAAUAGUAAAUACUAGUCUUGAAUGUAGGUCAGAAAAGAUGACAACACAGCCCUUCCAGUAAGUUAGCUAUGUGUUAACCAUGUUUUCUAGAACUGGCUUAGAAAAAGAAAAGAGUUUUCAUAAGUUUCCUUUGGUCCCUGCUGCUCAGAAAAGAAUGGUCUCCUGAUCUUAGAAUGUUAUGAUCACAGGUUCAACCAAUGGCACACUUAUUUUUUAAAGUUGUCAAAAAUAUCAGAUGAGAAGUACAGCAUACGAUUUUUCUUAUGCAUAGGAGCUUUAAAAUGUUACACUAAGAUCUUAAUAUUUUGUGUAAUAUUAAAGCUGCAAAGCUGCAAAAUUUUGCUGAACUUCAUAAGCUGCAAUGGAUUUAUAGUUAAGGAUCACUUCAUCUACCUUUGAUUUUGGUCUUUCUGAUCAACUUGGAGAUGAGAAGAAGAUAUUUAAUGGGGCAAUUUCUUCAAUCACUUGCUGGAGAGAACCCUGAUAAAAAAAAUUAUGUUCCAGUUCUGCUUCCCCCAAAUUUUAUCUUCAAUUGUAACUUCUUCACAAAAAAUCCACAGGUCCAAUAUAUGUGCAUAGUCACUACUUUGAGUGAAGUUGGUAGAUCUGUACCUUAUCAACUUAACAUUCUCAAUAUUGUUACUAUAGUAAUUAGGUAAAAGAAAUUCUGCAAAUUAAUAAUUUAUCUGCAGUCAAUACCUGCAUUAAUGCUAGGUAAAAGUUAGAAUCUAAAAAUGUGUGUGACUUAGAUUUGGACUUUUGUCCCAUGGCAACAUCAAAAUACACUUUUGAGUGUCAUACCUUUUUGUGUCCCUCCCAAAAAUCCUUGAUAUAUACUCUUUUUUGUGAGAUAUCCCAUAUAGAAAUAAGGAUGUAGGUUCAUUCUAUGCAUUAAUGCUUUUUUAUUAUUAUUCCAGUGCCAGAAAAAUUUAACUCCUUAAUACAAUAAUACAAUACAAUAACAGAGUUGGAAGUGCCCAAU
Thamnophis elegans (Western terrestrial garter snake) is the source of this 2380-nucleotide messenger RNA. RefSeq names its product guanylate cyclase activator 1B (gene GUCA1B). Gene Ontology annotation, biological process: visual perception. The record is from RefSeq and is a predicted model, not a curated record. Gene Ontology annotation, cellular component: photoreceptor inner segment; cone photoreceptor outer segment. Gene Ontology annotation, molecular function: calcium sensitive guanylate cyclase activator activity; calcium ion binding. Lineage: Eukaryota; Metazoa; Chordata; Lepidosauria; Squamata; Natricidae. Bases 19 to 615 code for a protein of 198 amino acids. The transcript has 4 exons.